AUGAGAACUACUAGUGGUGAAAUAGUGGAGACUCUACCAAGAUCCUUUCAGGUACAUAGUAAAAUAUGCAUGGAAUUGAUGAGAAUAUUGGAUGAUAUCAUGAGGAUAUUUCCAGAUAUAGAGGAUGCAAGACCAAAAUGUUCAUCAGGAAUAGAAUCUCUGGUUUAUCUGAACAACUCAAUUCAGAAAGCUAAACUACUUCUACAACAUUGCUCUGAAUGUAGCAAACUCUACCUGGCAGUGACAGGAGAUACAGUACUUUUAAGAUGCCAAAAAGCAAAAAAGUCAUUAGAACAAAGCUUAAUUCCCAUUCAGGGUAUGGUUCCAGUUGUGUUGGCUGUUGAGGUUUCUAGAAUAGUCGAUGAUCUUGAGCGUGCUACAUUUGUUCUGGACUCUGCUGAAGAAGAGGCUGGGAAAGUUUUAACAGAAUUGCUUCAGCAAGGUACUUCGAACUUGGUUUCAGCGGAAGAUUUUGAACUUAAAGCUCUUCAGUUUGCAGCACCGAGGCUGAAUAUAACAUCACAAAAGGCCUUAUUAAUCGAGGGACGGUCUAUUAAAAAUUUGCUAGAUAAAAUUGGACCAAAUGACCAGAAAAAGACAUCGAUCUUGAGAUAUCUUAUGUAUCUAUUGAAAAAACAUGGAAAAUCCAUGGUGGUGGGAGAACACAUGGAGAAGGUUUAUUCUCGUAGCAAAGAACCGACUGCAAAGGAUAAUAACUCUAAUUGCCAUUCGCUACGAAGCAAUCGUGUUGAGCUGGAUCCUAACUCGGAAUAUGAUCAGUGUAGAACUCACAUGAGUGAGUUGGAUACAGGGAUACCACCCGAGGAAUAUAAGUGUCCAAUAUCCUCAAGAUUGAUGUAUGAUCCUGUUAUCAUUGCUUCUGGAGUAACAUAUGAAAGAAUGUGGAUAACAAAGUGGUUUAAUGAGGGUAAAACUACAUGUCCAAAAACAGAAAAUGAACUACCUCAUAUGACAUCGACUCCAAAUGUUGCCAUGAAGGACUUAAUAUCAAAGUGGUGCAAGAAUAGUGGUGUUUCCAUUCCUGAUCCAAGCAGACACGCAGAAGAUUUUCAGUUGUUGGAUGCUUCAAUCACCUCCAUUAAGAGUUUAGGAAGUUAUUUCAAUGAUUUGAACUUGCCACUGGAUCUUAGUAUCAUGUCACUUGGAUCAUUGGAUACUAGUUUUACUUCAGAUGCGUCACGAGGUAAGACCAAUCAUGACUUGAAUUUGAUGAUGAGCAAGGCUAGUGAAGACUCUCACAAGCAUAGAGAUCAUGCACCAGAGAUACCUGAUACAGAUUUGAUGCUCUUGCCUAAACUUCAUGAUCUUCAAUGGGAUUCUCAAUGUAAGGUCAUUGAAGAUUUGAAAGAUCGUUUGAAAAGCAAUAGCCAAGCUAUUUUGUCUGUGUCAGCUGAAAAAUUAGUUGAACCACUAGUCAAAUUUUUGGGCAAUGCAAAUGAUCUGCAGGACGAAAAAGCACUGAGAUCUGGAACUCAGCUUCUGUUGGAAUUUGUGAAUAGCUGCAGAAAUGGUAUGGAUAAUUUAAGUGAAGAUACAUUCAUCAUGUUGGCAAGUCUUCUUAAUUCAGAAGUGAUAGGAGAAGUACUUGCCAUAAUGGAAGAACUAUCUGGAAAUAGCAAAUCCAAAAUUGAAGCAUCAAGUGCACUCACUUCUGUCUUAAAAUUACUUGAUUCUGAUAACAGAGGGUUCCAACAACAAGCUAUAAGAAUAUUAUACAAUUUUUCCUUCAAUAGUGAAGUUUGUCUGCACAUGUUAUCGCACAAUUGCAUCCAGAAAUUGCUUCCAUUUUUCAAAGAUAGAGCCGUCUUGAGAUACUGCAUAUACAUAUUGAAAAACAUAUGUGACACAGAAGAGGGUAGAAAUUCAAUUGCAGAAACAAAGGGAUGCAUAGCUUCUAUUGCUGAAAUACUUGAGACUGGAAGUAAUGAGGAGCAAGAACAUGCACUUUCUGUUCUUCUAUCUCUAUGUUCAUGCUCUAAAAGUGUGGAUUAUUGUAAGUUGAUUUUGGAUGAAGAGAUUAUUGCUCCUCUUUUCUAUAUCUCACAGAAUGGAAAUGAUAAAGGAAAAGAAAGUGCCGUGGAAUUGCUUCAUCUUUUGCGAGAUGCAGAGUAUGUUGAGAAUGAGAAUAACAGGCCCUCUCAACCAAUUACCAACAACACUUUUGAAGAUUCCAACAGUCACACAGAAGAAAAUAGAACAACAAAAAGAUCAAAAUUUCUGAAGAAACUAGGAUUGUUCUCAAAGCCUAGUUCACAUGCAUUAAAAACCAAAAGGUGA
Molecule: messenger RNA, 2298 nt
Organism: Vicia faba (fava bean)
Lineage: Eukaryota; Viridiplantae; Streptophyta; Magnoliopsida; Fabales; Fabaceae
Source: the annotation of a GenBank genome assembly